AUGGCCAACGCAUCAACAUUGCCGUCGAAACGUAAGCGUACAACUCAGAAUACUGAUCCACUUCCUCCACCACCUCCGCCGCCAAUUGACGACAAUGUAGCAACAUUGCCAGAACACGUCUUCCCUGGUCCGCCCGACUCACCCCCACCCCCACCACCGCCAGAGACCGACACAGAGCUAGUGCAGAACAGCGAUAUCGUCCCGCCACCUCCACCGACCGCUCUACCUCCGCCUCCGCCACCAGUCGAUCAAGAAGAAGAAGAAGAAGAAGAACCUGACGUACAAGACGCCGAGUAUUGGACACGUCUAGCUCAAUCUUCCUUAUCCAAACCAUCCACCUCAACCGCACCUUCAGCCUCAUCACAAACAUCAGUAGCUGUAGCAAAGAAAUACAAAUCAGCCCUCUAUCUAGAUACGAUCAACCGAGCCGUCCUCGAUUUCGACUUUGAAAAACUCUGCUCCGUAUCCCUCUCCAACAUCAACGUCUACGCCUGUCUCGUUUGCGGUCGGUACUUUCAAGGACGAGGACGCAACUCUUACGCCUAUCUACACAGUAUAGAUGAUUCGCAUCAUGUGUUUAUGAACCUUGCCUCCGCCCAAACUUAUAUUUUGCCGGAUAACUACGCUGUGCUGGAGGAAAAUCAAGCAGCGCUGCAGGAUAUCAAGUAUCUUCUGAAUCCGACUUUUACCCCGCAGCUGAUAAGGGAGGUGGAUGAGAAGCAGGCGUAUUACGAAUUGAAGGGAGAGAAGUAUUGGCCUGGGUUCAUUGGGUUGAAUAAUGUAGGGAAGAAUGAUUAUGUGAAUGCAGUGGUGCAGGCGUUGGUGCAUGUGCCGGUGGUGAGGGAUUACUUUUUGGAGGAGAAGGAGAGGAAGGAUGGGAAGGGGGAGAGAAGUGAGUUGGUGAAAAGGUUCGGGGCGUUGGUGAGGAAGAUGUGGAAUCCGAGAGCGUUUAAGCCGCAAGUCUCACCGCAUGAGUUCUUGCAACAGGUAGCUCAGGUCUCAGGGAAUAGGUUCAAGAUUACACAUCAGUCGGAUCCGGUGGAGUUUCUUGGGUGGUUGCUGAACAGACUUCAUGCUGAUCUUACCUCGGCCCCGGCAGUAGCAGCGGGAAAGCCAGCGAAGAGAAAAAGAGUCGGUCCGGGAGGGGAAAGCAUCAUCAGCCGCUGCUUCCAAGGUACAGUCCAGGUCGAGUCUCAACCUCUCACUCGUCCUGCCGAAGAUGCCUAUCCCACAUCCACCUCCGCACAAGCGGAAAGAAUCCUCGACCAACCCCUUACCACCUCUGACGGACAAAUAGAUUCCGAAGGUCGAGCCCAAUUUGACCCAUCCCUUACCCUCAAUAAACGAGAUACACCCUUUUUCCUUCUCGCAAUGGACCUUCCCACCCCACCACCCGUUUUGGCACAAGACGAUUCGGAAACAGGUUCACGCUUGGUCCCUCAAGUAACCAUCGGUCAAGUUUUAGCCAAAUACGACGGUAAAAGUCUCCAUGAAUCGCAUGGCAAACUCACGCGGUAUCAUUUGCGCAGACUGCCACCCUACCUGAUCAUCCAUUUCCGCAGGUUCACAAAGAACAGCUUGGGUCAGGAAGAACGAAACCCGACCCUAGUCAACUUUCCAAUCAAAAGUCUAGACGUGGGCAAACACGUUCCCCUUCUCCCCAAUCUCACUUCCAACGGGGCUAAGAAGGAUGAAAGCGACAGAAAGUUAAACGAGGUGUACGAUCUAGUCGCAAACGUAGUCUACGACGCAGUACCAGGCACAGUUCGUCAAGGGGCAAGCUGGAAGACUCAAGUUCACACUAAUUCUAAACCUCCCAAGGAAGAGAAAUGGUUCUCAAUCCAAGACUUACUCGUAGAAGAAGUGAACAAACAGAUGAUAUUUUUGGGAGAAAGCUACUUGCAGAUCUGGCAAAAACGUUCAUCUCCUUAG
Molecule: messenger RNA, 1932 nt
Organism: Ustilago hordei
Lineage: Eukaryota; Fungi; Basidiomycota; Ustilaginomycetes; Ustilaginales; Ustilaginaceae
Exons: 1
Coding region: 1-1932 (643 amino acids)
Biological process (GO): protein deubiquitination; spliceosomal complex assembly; mRNA processing
Molecular function (GO): cysteine-type deubiquitinase activity; zinc ion binding
Source: RefSeq, a predicted model, not a curated record